AUGGCAGUGGCGCUGAAUGCUGUGCAUCGUCCCGGCGAUGCUGUCUACCUUAAAGUGACUAUCAUGUGGCACCUAUUUAUAUUGUUUGCCAUGGAGCUUAUGCAUCUGGACAUGGUGGGCGCGAGCACGACGGCUAUCCCGGAACUACUCAAGCAUCAGCUUGCUGAAAGGGAGGGACGCAUCAGGCAGAGCUCUGUAAAUUUUGGACGACAACGCCGAGGGGCUGUGGCCUCAAAGGAAAAUCCUCUCGACAAUACCUUGGGAGUGUUGGGCGAUCUCCGCUGGGUAGCGCCUGACCUGAGAUUAAUCAUAUUUAUUGUGAAUAUGUGCGACAAGGGCGGCGGUGUAGCCACUUCCAAAGAGGGGGUGUGGAAUCUUCUGAGGGACGGAUCAACCAACCUGGCCGACUACUGGCAAACUUGUUCCUACGGUAGAACGCUUCUGGACUUGAACGGUACUACAGUUGUUGGUCCGAUCCUAAUGCCUUGCUCGGGGCCCAACUGGACAGUCAGCAGUUGCCGUGGAACCAACCCGUAUGGGUGGUUCUAUUGGCUGGAGGAGUAUGCUACCGAAAAGCUCAGCAUCGACCUGUCCCAGUACAAUCAUCGGGUCAUGAUUAUGCCAAGAGGUCAUCAGGGCUUCCAGAACUGGCAGCUGGGCUGGAGUUCCCCCUUCGUGCUGCUGCAGCGCGGGGACCUCAGGGCGGGUGAGACAGUGCGCCGCUGGAUUCCCGCCGCGGGCAAAGAACCUGAUCACCCCCUGCGCAUCUCCCUGCCGCCGGGUUUCAUUACCGUUGACCGUAGCGGCGUGCCCCCCAUCUGCCUCAAGCAGCUGUGGGUGUCGUACCGUACGUCAUCUAGCCAGUACGACUUGCUGUGGCGGGAGGAGGGUGUGGGGGUUGUGUAUGUGCAUAUGUGGGCGGAUUACACCUUUUCAUCCUCCGUACGACCAAUGCUGGUGGCGUCGUUGGCGGUGCCUAACGUGCCUGCGCCCAGUGACGUGCAGCGAGGCACACCACCGCCACCUGGUGCAGCGGGCACCCCCGGGCAAGGCAACCAACAGGGUUCCAGUACGGACACCAGCAGCAAGCCGGGGCUCAUCUACGAGGGGCUGCUCAACGUAGAUUAUACAGAACAAGGUGCAGAGCCCGGCACCUCAGACGUCGCAGCGAAAGGCGCCACCGCCACAGCGGCCGCCGUCCCUGCAACGGCCACCACCACCACCACCGGCACCGCAAUUGUCCCCGUCCCCAUCGCCGUUGCCGUCCCCGUCCCCAUCGCCGUCGCCGUCCCCAUCCCCAUCGCCGUCGCCGUCGCCGGCCCCAUCCCCAUCGCCGUCGCCGUCGGCAUCCCCUUCGCCGUUACCGUCCUCAUCCCCAUCGCCGUCGCUGCCGCCAUCGCCAUCGCCGCCGGCAUCGCAACCGAGUCGAUCGCCCACGAAACGACAACCGCCACCACCCCCAAGGCAGCCGCCGGCGGCGCCGGUCCCCCGGCGGCAAAGCCCUAG
Molecule: messenger RNA, 1506 nt
Organism: Volvox carteri f. nagariensis
Lineage: Eukaryota; Viridiplantae; Chlorophyta; Chlorophyceae; Chlamydomonadales; Volvocaceae
Exons: 5
Coding region: 1-1506 (501 amino acids)
Source: RefSeq, a predicted model, not a curated record